Messenger RNA from Spirodela intermedia, 4490 nucleotides. The record is from the annotation of a GenBank genome assembly. Lineage: Eukaryota; Viridiplantae; Streptophyta; Magnoliopsida; Alismatales; Araceae.
AUGUACCACCAUCCGUCCCCCGCGGCUGCCUCCGACGCGCCGAAGCGCAGGGCUGCGGCGGCAGCUGCGGGUAACGGGGGCUCGAAGAAGCGGGGAAGCUACAACUGUGGCCGCUGUGGGCUGCCUAAGAAGGGGCAUGUCUGCCUAUCCACUGGCUCUCCGGUCAGCGCCGCCGCUUCCCCCUCCUCCGACGCCCAGCGUCUCCGCCGGGCUCUGUCCUUUGACGAGGACCGGGGGGCUCCGGCUGGGCAGGCGGAGGAGAUGGGGGUCUAUGUACCCUUGGUGGAUGUACCGGCAGCAGAUGACGAGGUCGGAGAUGAGAUGGACGGCGACCUGGCGGGGGGUGUCCUGCCAGGGCGGCUCCUGGUGGAGGUGCUGCGCAGGCUGCCACCGAAGGAACUGAUGGCGGCGGCGGGAGUGUGUAAAGGAUGGAAAGAGUGCGUAGGUAGGGUGUGGAGGGCCGCGGAAGAGCUGAGGAUCAGGGUUCCCAGGAGGUCGCAGGUCGGCUUCGUGGGCUCGGUGCUUCAGAAGUGUGGCUCAUUGGUCCGCCUAUCUCUUCGUAUGGAAAGGUUAGGGUUUCUUAUUCAUAUCAAAGAAUGCAAACGGAGAGUUAAUGGACGAAUCUUGGAUCAGAUGUUUGAUCACCAGGUUGUAUCCCUUGAAUAAAACGCAAAGGGCAAAUUUAUGAUGUGGGGUUAAGGUCUGAGUUCCUUGUUUUCGAUCCAUAUGUUCGAGACCUUGGUGUCUGAACAAGGAAAUGUAGUCGAUCUAAUUAGGUUAUGUGGGAAGUUGCUUGCUGACAUGUGUGGGACAGGGUUCACCAUGGAUGUCUUUAAUCUUCUCGGGGUUUUAUGAGCUAGAGGGUAUUGGCUGAGAAAGCAAGUUAUGGAGAUGAAAAGCUGAUUUUCUUCGUAUUAUUCCCCACACGGCUGUCACUUCCUUGUAAUGAAAGGAGCUCCCUUUUUCUUAGACGCAGUAAAAAAAAACUUGUGCGGAUUACUCGAGCACGAUGAAAUACAGAUUAAAAACCAUUAGUAGAUCCAGAUCUGCAAGCUUGGUGGUUGUGGAUCUCACAGAUGAAGUACUCAACUUGGAUCGGAUGGCAUUUUAUCUCUUUUGGGGAGUAUCUUUUUUCUUUCUAUAUUUUAUCUAUAGCGUAGAUAACCAGUGGCGACUGCAGUAGGUUCAUCUAGAUGUGUGCUGUCUUAUGAUGAAGUGAAGUGAAUGUUUCAUUGGAUCUCAGAUCUGGACAGCGUAUUGUAUACCACCCGUUCUAAUAUUGCCCUCAACAUUAUUCUUUCCAUUGUAAUCAUUCCCUCAACUAUUUUGUCAUUUAUAAGUUCGAAAGAGAAUCUCUGUGCUCGGUUUGACGGUUUCGCUGAGGUUCUUGACGGGCUUUUUUUAUUGCAGUGAUUUUAACGCGACAGAUCUUGCUUGCGUUGCAUUUUCUUGCCCAAACCUGGAAGCUAUGGAGAUAACCAUCCAUGAUGGUGCAGUUAACCGUAUAGUUGGGUAUGAUUCUGAUGCUCCAGCAUUUACUAUCUCUAUAGUGUCUCAUUUUGAAAACAGUCCUUUUGGGAUGUACAACAAUCUAAUUGUUGUUUUGAAUGUAUUUCUGCAUAUUGAUAUUGAAAGAAUCAAUGGCCGUGUAUUCCUGUAUUCCUCUCCGCUAUGCCUUAACUCAGUCAGUUUUUGUGGAUAAAUAUCUAAUCAUGAAAAUUUUAGAGCAAUGAUUGAAGGUGUGAUUGGCGCAGGUUGUGAUUGUUUAGUGUGAUUAUUUUCUUUCGCAGCCCUGAUAUGAAAUAAAAAUUAGAUUUUAUCAUAUAAUCUUUGUUUCAGAUACUUGUUUCAACCUGAAAAGGGAAAAAUAGAAACCUUCGGAAUGCAGUUUGGAUAUUCAUUUUUAUUGGAGAAGAAACCUGUUGAGAGAGACAACUAGGACCGGAGUCAACUCAUUUAUUUUCCUUCCACAAUUCCGUAGAUUUUAGCUAUCUUUAUUUCUUUAGAAUGAUCGUCUUGCCUCAGCAAUUCUGACUUUCUUCUGAAUUCUGAAAAGUAUCUGUGUCUUCAUUAGGUUACAUGCAAUAUGCUGCAAUUAUGUAUGGUAUGUACAUAUUAACCAAUGUUUCCUUUGUCUGGCGCAUUUCAGAGAUGCAUUAGGCCGUUUCGUUGCUGAAAAACGUUCUCUUACCAGCCUUAAAAUUGAAGGUUGUUCUAACCUCGGAUUUCUCAACCUCUGCUCUUCAAGUUUGCUUGUUCUUUGGCUGUCUGACCUCCAUUGUCUCUCUAAAUCAGUAAGUAUGCGUAGCCUUAUCUAUAUCUUAUGACUUGGUCAUUUCUCCUCGUCAAUGCAACUACUAUUUUCGUCAACGAGUUUAACAUCCUCUUCUUGUAUCUGCAGGUCAUUAGCUGUCCUAAUUUAAAUGAGAUUUCUCUGGACUUUGGUCGACAAGAUAAUGAUUCUACAGAUCUUGCCACAAUGCUGGAUAGUCUUGGUAGAACGUGUCCAAAAUUGAGGAACGUACACAUUGCAUCAACCCGAUUGUCUAAUUCGGCCGUGCUUGCCCUGACUGGAGCAAAGCUGAGGUCCGUGAAUGAGUCUGCAUAUAUUCUCUUGUAGAGAACCAUGCUAUAGCUUUCAUAUCCUUCUUAAAGGGAGUUUGCUUUACUUUUUUUGGUCUUGUUCAGUUUCAUUAACGUAUUUAUCUCUCUCUCAGGGAUUUACGCAUGCUUUCUUUGGUACUCGGUUCAAAGAUUACCGAUGCAGCUGUAGCCUCCAUCGUGUCCUCAUAUACAGACCUAGAGUUACUUGAUCUUAGCGGGUAAAUCUCUCCCUAACUUGACCUUUCACUAUGCAGGAUGGAACUCUUCAUAAGUAGUUUCAGUUGUUAUUUCGCUUGGAAUUCAAUUCAAAUGUUCCUGGUGUAUUUUAAAUUGUCAACUGACGCAAACGUUUUCCCCUUGACCCAGAUCGAACAUUAGUGACAGUGGCAUUGGAAUGAUAUGCAAUGUAUACCCUGACACUCUAUCUAGGCUUCUCCUGGCUCUUUGCCCCAACAUCACAUCAAGUAAUUGAUCUCCUAAUCUCUUAGACGUAUUCUUACUCUCUUUUCCCCCCUGGCAGUGUGAGAUGCAUGUUCUUACCUUCUCCCUGGUAUCCUGUCCACGCUUCAGGUGGCAUCCAAUUUGCGACAGCUCAGUUACCUCUCCUCCAGCUCAUCGACUGUGGCAUGAGCAUGCGCGAUGUGGCAUCCCAGAGUGAUGCCCCUCAAGAAAAUCUGCUCCAUGAUGAUGCGGCUGAAGACCCUCGCAGCUGUGAGAGGCCAACGAGGAAACUUCAGCCCAUGUACCAAAAGCUGAUCAUCAAGCAUGGGCAGCUAAGGAAGCUCAGCUUGUGGGGUUGCUCUGCCUUAGAUGUGAGCUUACCCUUACUUUAUUCUAUUGCCUUCCACGCCCAAUCUCAGUUCUUCACUCAGGCGUUGAUGUUUGUUCCUUGCAGGCCUUGCACUUGAACUGCCCAGAGCUCACUGACCUCAACCUAAACUCGUGCACAAAUUUGCACCCAGGUGCGUUUCUUUGUGUCCCCUCAGACUUCUGAUUGGGCGGCGAUGCUGUUUGUUUUCUCCGGGCUGAACAGUCCCAACUUUUUCGUGUUGUUUCAGAGAGGUUGCUCCUUCAGUGUCCCAAAUUAGAAAUGGUCUCUGCUUCUGGCUGCCAGAACUUUCUCAUCGGAGCUGUUCAUGACCAGGUACAUCCUUCAAUUCUUCACAUCAUUUUGUAUUAUUUCUCUCCGAUUCUUCCUUGCAACCUGAAUGGUCAACUGGGAUCAGUGAGAGCGCCACUGGCCCUCUUCACCUGCGGCCACCAUCACAAGGCCCCAGAAUUAGAAUCCUGAAAGAGGAGUUGAAGCGGGUUUCAUCUGGAUCUAUGAACAGCACGGGCCAUGCAAUAUGUUCAUCUAAUCUGAUGCUGAUUAUUUUUUGCCUGCGAUGAGAACUCAAAUCCUUAACCUUGGAUCAAACGAAAUUCAUCACUCUCUAGUGAAGUAUUCAAUCAUCAUGGGAGCGCCAGAGAUGGAUGGGGUCUCCCAUCCGCCUGACAAAAAAAAAUUUAUGGGCCAUAGUUACUUGAUCUAAGUUCUGUUAUUUUUAUUUUCUUUGGAGAACAAUCGAUCUGGGCACGAUUGAAUCGGUCUUGGGCUGAUGAGCGAGUCCUCGGUUCUUCCCUCCAGAUCUUAACUGGGCUUCCCAAAGAAGCGAGUCAUCUCCCAUGCAAGCGCCUCGGGGACGGCUCGAAGAGGGUCCAGGCUCCCCAAUUCCUCGUACAGCAGCAGGUAAAGACAUUCGUUUAUUACUAUUUAUAUGUUGAUAUUUAUAUAUUUGUACAUAUUGUGGGGUUUAAUGGGGCGGUCCGCCUGGUACUCUUCCUGACAGGCAUCUGGCGAGAAGCAGGCGUCCCCCAGAUCCCGCUGCACCCUGCUCGUUGACUGA